CAGAAUGCUAUACACAACCACGCGGUCAGACAGAUCGCAACAAUAAGGAAGGACCUCACCAAGUUCGAGGAGGACGUGGCAUCAGCUCCUCUGGCGCUACAGGGCAGUAUAGCGGCGGGACUGACACAGCUGACGAGAACCAUCGACGAGUAUGAAGGCUUUGUCAAGCAGGAGACCGAUGAUGACAAGAAGGUCAAAGUUGAGCUGAAAUUAUCAAAAUUCCGUACUGAUUGUGCGGAGAUGAAGAGGAAGCUCCAGGAGCUCAAGAGAAGCCGUGAAGAGAUGACACAGGCUUUGAACAGAAGUGCGCUGCUGAAUCGACGCCCACAGGCCAAUGACAACCCCUACGGCGUGCAACAAGACCAGCAACAGCAGCAGCAGGCACCAUCGCUGGGGUACGCCGAGGGACUACACAAGGAAACCGAUAUCCUCGCAAGAGGCAAUGCCCAGUUGGACGACAUACUGGAGAUGGGCAGGGAGGCCUUUGACGAGCUGGUGUCUUCGAACAGAACCAUCCAGCAGAUUGGACAGAAGCUAACGGGCACGCUGGGCACGCUGGGGGUCUCGCAAGAGACCAUAAGACUCGUAGAGAGACGAGCAAAGGAGGAUAAGUUUGUCUUCUGGGGGUGUCUGAUUGUAUUCUUUGUCUUGUGCUAUUACUUCUACAAGUGGUUUGGUUGA
Molecule: messenger RNA, 681 nt
Organism: Williopsis jadinii
Lineage: Eukaryota; Fungi; Ascomycota; Saccharomycetes; Phaffomycetales; Wickerhamomycetaceae
Gene: BOS1
Product: Bos1p
Exons: 1
Biological process (GO): endoplasmic reticulum to Golgi vesicle-mediated transport; vesicle fusion
Cellular component (GO): late endosome membrane; Golgi apparatus; SNARE complex
Molecular function (GO): SNAP receptor activity; SNARE binding
Source: RefSeq, a predicted model, not a curated record